AUGUGGAACAACAUGUCGGUUGGUGUGCGUCAGCAUCACUGUCGUCGAUGUGGUCAUGCUGUUUGUGACAAAUGUUCUCCUUAUCGGUCUAAUCUACCGUGCAUGGGUUUUGAAAAAGAUGUUCGUAUAUGCAAUCAAUGCUUUCCUUUAAUAACUGAUUCAGACCGCAGGAGUUUGGCUAUUUCGUUUGACGCUCGCCAUCCUGUUACAUGUAUUCGUGUAGAGGAAUCCUUGAACUUACUUCUAACGGUUGGGAAAGAUCGGAUUAUCAAGGUGUGGGAUAUCAAGGCUUUUUCAUCAAAUCCACAUUCAUAA
Molecule: messenger RNA, 315 nt
Organism: Schistosoma mattheei
Lineage: Eukaryota; Metazoa; Platyhelminthes; Trematoda; Strigeidida; Schistosomatidae
Source: the annotation of a GenBank genome assembly